Messenger RNA from Sorex fumeus (smoky shrew), 2620 nucleotides. Its product is annotated as zinc finger protein 420-like. Gene Ontology annotation, molecular function: DNA-binding transcription repressor activity, RNA polymerase II-specific. Lineage: Eukaryota; Metazoa; Chordata; Mammalia; Eulipotyphla; Soricidae. The transcript is spliced from 4 exons. Bases 40 to 1914 code for a protein of 624 amino acids. Gene Ontology annotation, biological process: negative regulation of transcription by RNA polymerase II. The record is from RefSeq and is a predicted model, not a curated record.
CUUCUCAACAGGAAGAAGCCAGAGGACUAAUUCUAAGCCAUGUCCCAAAGGUUGCUGGUGUUCAAGGACGUGGCCAUAAUCUUCUCUAAGGAAGAAUGGGGGUACCUGGACUUGAAACAGAAGAAUCUGUACAGAGAAGUAAUGUUGGAGAAUUACAACAACCUGGUCUCAUUGGGACUUUCCAUCUCUAAGCCAGAUUUGCUGUCUUUAUUGAAGCAAGGAAAAGAGCCCUGGAAGGUGGUGCAAGAUAUGACAAGAGGGCAGAGGCCAGGCUGGGAAUCUAGGUAUGAGACCAACAACCUACUUUCAAAAGGAGUGUAUGAACAUAAAGCAUCUCAUGAGGAGACAGCAAGCCGUACACUUCAACAAAAUAGGAAACGUAAAGAUAAUUUUGAAAGCCAAUUAGGAGAUAAAGAGGAAUUCGUUAGGCAACUAAUGAUCACUGGUGAAAAAACUCGUAAUUGUAAGCAGACGACAUCCCUUACAUUGCAACAGAGAAAUUCCUCUUCUGUGAAAUCCAGUGAAUGUCAGGAAUGCAAAAAAUACUUUAUUAAUGGCUUUAAGCCAACUGAUCACCAGAAAAUUAAUUCUGAGGAAAAAUACUAUGAAUGCAAAGAAUGUGGAAAGUUUUUUCAGGGUACUAAAAAAACUUAUGAUUGUAAGGUAUGUGGAAAAUCCUUUUUUUGUGCCUCACAACUUAUUUAUCACAAAAGAGUUCACAGUGGGGAGAAACCUUUUCAAUGCAAAGAGUGUGGAAAGGCCUUCAUUCGUGGCUCUCAUCUUACGCAGCAUCAAAGAAUUCAUUCUGGUGAAAGACCUUAUGAAUGUAAUGAAUGUGGGAAGGCCUUUUUUCGUGGCUCACAACUUACUUACCAUCAGAGAGUUCAUACUGCAGAGAAACCCUAUCGAUGUAUGGAAUGCGGAAAGGCCUUUAUUCGUGGGUCCCAACUUAAUGAACAUCAGCGAAUUCACACAGGCGAGAAACCCUAUAAAUGUAAGAAAUGUGGAAAAGCCUUUAGUUAUGGCUCGCAGCUUACACUGCAUCAUAGACUUCAUACUGGUGAAAAGCCCUAUAAAUGCAAGGAUUGUGACAAGUCCUUUAUUCGUGGCUCACAACUUACUGAACAUCAGAGAGUUCAUACAGGUACCAAACCACAUGAAUGUAAACAGUGUGGAAGUACUUUUAACUAUGAAUCUCAACUUCUUCGACAUCAGAGGAUUCACACAGGUGAAAAACCCUAUGAAUGUCAGGAAUGUGGAAAAUCAUUUGUUCGUGGCUCACAACUUACUGAGCAUCAAAAAAUCCACACUGGUGAAAAACCUUUUGAAUGUAAGGAGUGUGGGAAGGCCUUUAUUCGUGGUUCACAUCUUACACAGCAUCAAAGGAUCCAUACUGGUGAAAAACCUUAUGAAUGUAAAGAGUGUGGGAAGGCCUUUAUUUAUGGCUCGCAGCUGACUCAGCAUAUGAAAAUUCAUACAGGUGAGAAUCCUCAUGAAUGUAAGCAGUGUGGGGAGAUUUUUAUUUAUGCAUCACAACUCACUCUACAUCAGAUUUUUCAUACUGGUAGAAAACCAUAUGAGUGUAAGGAAUGUGGCAAGGUUUUUAUUCGUGGUUCACAGUUAACUUACCAUCAGAGAGCUCAUACUGGUGAGAAACCCUAUGAAUGUAAUAUAUGUGGGAAGGCCUUUAUUCGUGGUUCACAUCUUACACAGCAUCAAAGAAUUCAUACAGGUGAGAAACCAUUCAAAUGUGACGUGUGUGAUAAGGCUUUUAAUCGUGGCUCCCAACUUACUCAACAUCAGAGAAUUCAUUCUGGUGAAAAACCUUUUAAAUGUAAUGAAUGUGGUAAGAACUUUAGACGUCAUUCACACCUUACUCAACAUCAGAAACUUCAUAAUGGAGAAAAAGUAUGAAGACACUAAUAUAGUAAAUUCUUCGCCUGCUUACCUACUUUGGAAUAUAAAAAAUAACAGACUGAGUGGGGGAAUCCUUUAUAAUUUUCAUAAGUAAUUCCCAUUAGAGACUUAACAGUGAAGAAAAGCUAGAUGACUAUAAAUGUGGAGUUGUUUACAUCAUACUCCAACCCUAUUAGACAUUAAUACAUGUGUUUACCUCCCUGAAUUGUAGUGUUAUCUGAUCAGGUAUCAUUUCUUUUUCAAGAUCAUCUAUGUUACAAGAUUUAUUCUUUGUGUGUUUUGUUGGGAAAAUUACUUUUAUUUGCUUUAUUUCCUUAUUUAUAAAACAACAACAUACACCUCACUAAAAUGUUUGGUUUUAAAAGGAUAAACAUAACGAAUGUACUAAUUAUGCUCAUUAUGUUAUUUUAAACAUUUUUAAAGGAAAGCUAUACAAGAUACAAGUGCAGAAUAGUAUACAUCUCUUUUAAAGUAUCAGGUAAAUCAUUUUGCAGCAAAACUAAUAAGCGUGGAGCUGUACCAUGUUCUGAACCAUAGCAAUUUUAGAGAAAAUUGCAAGGGAAAAUAAAAAGCUGCUAGAGAAUAUUUGUAUAACGAGGUUUGUGAGGUUUGUGUGACUAUAAAUUUCCAUUCUUCCUGAGGUCGUAAGCUCUUACAAGUGAUUUCUGUGUCUUACAGUAAAUGCAUGUUUUCUCUUAUAAUA